CCAUUCACACGCAGGAAGCCGUCGGAGAGAGAGCACCGCCGCUGCGUGACCAGCGUGGAAAUGUGCCCAAGUUUUUGGAAUUUAAAACCAUGGCGGGGAUAACAUGCCGGAGAAUCACUUAAAUGCAGCCCCCACCUUGUGCUUCUGUGGAUGACAUUCCUGAUGACCGCUCCCAACACUGAAAACGGGACAUUGGAUCAGUAGUUCUGUUUCCCCUUCCCUGAUCCUUUUAUUCCUAAAUAGUAUAACAAAAUAGAAAGAUAUCCUGACCUGAAACAGGGUACCAAAAGCACAUUCCUCCUCCUCCUCCUUUCUUUCUCCUUCCCCAUUUCCCCAAAAGCCUCGUGUCUGAACACAGCACAGAUAUGUGUCCCCUCACUCAGUCAGCAUCUUUCCGUGGCCAGGGAAGCUUGGUUUUCCUCCUAGGACUUUUACUUAUCAUGAGCUCAUCCCUCUCUGGAGGCCAACCCCCACCCUUCAAAAGGUUUGCCCCUACUGAAUCUUUGCUCACACAUUUGACCAUCCACAACAAAACUGGGGAAGUCUAUGUGGGAGCUGUCAACUGGAUUUUCAAGCUGUCUAGCAACCUGACUAAAUUGCGAUACCACGUGACUGGCCCAGUGAGUGACAAUGAGAAAUGCUACCCUCCGCCCAGUGUUCAGUCUUGCCCUCAUGACCAGGCUCAGACCCCCAAUGUGAACAAGCUUCUUUUAAUAGACUACACACAGAACCGCCUCAUUGCCUGUGGCAGCACUUCGCAAGGUAUCUGCCAGUUCUUGCGUCUGGAUGACCUCUUUAAGCUUGGUGAACCUCACCACCGUAAGGAGCAUUACCUCUCCAGUGUGGCAGAAUCGGGUACCAUGUCAGGAGUCAUCAUUAGCUCCCCUCAGAGUCCUACCAGCAAGUUGUUCAUCGGAACCCCUAUAGACGGCAAAUCUGAGUACUUCCCCACAUUGUCCAGUCGUAAACUCAUGGACAAUGAAGAAAAUGCUGACAUGUUCAGCUUCGUCUAUCAGGAUGAGUUUGUCUCAUCUCAGCUCAAGAUCCCCUCUGACACUCUGUCCAAGUUUCCUGCUUUUGACAUCUAUUAUGUUUACAGCUUCAGCAGCGAACAAUUUGUCUAUUAUCUCACAAUGCAGUUAGAUACUCAACUGACAUCACCCGAUGCCAGUGGAGAGCAAUUCUUCACCUCGAAAAUUGUCCGCCUUUGUGUUGAUGAUCCAAAAUUUUACUCAUACGUUGAAUUCCCUAUUGGUUGCACCAAGGAUGGGAUAGAAUACCGUUUGGUUCAGGAUGCGUUCUUGGCCCGACCGGGCCGGCAGUUGGCCAACUCUCUGGGGAUUUCAGAGAAUGAAGACAUCCUUUUCACGGUUUUUUCUCAGGGUCAGAAAAAUCGGGCAAAACCACCUAAAGAGUCAGCAUUGUGCCUUUUCACCCUGAGGAAGAUAAAGGAGAAGAUCAAAGAAAGGAUUCAGUCCUGCUACAGAGGAGAAGGGAAACUAUCCUUACCGUGGUUGCUGAACAAGGAGCUUGCCUGUAUCAACUCGCCCCUCCAGAUAGAUGACAACUUUUGUGGCCAAGACUUCAACCAGCCUUUGGGAGGAACCAGCACCAUUGAGGGCAUACCUCUCUUCAUAGACAAGGAUGAUGGGAUGACUUCUGUGGCGGCCUAUGACUACCGUGGCAACACUGUGGCCUUUGUCGGCACACGGAAUGGGAAACUGAAGAAGAUACUGGUGAACUCUGUGAGCCCCAACCGUCCAGCAGUGCUCUAUGAGAAAGUGACUGUAAGUGAAGGUGGAAGUCCUUUACUGAGAGACAUGCUGUUCAGUCCGAACCUGCAGCACAUCUACACCAUUACGGACCGACAGGUGGUGAGAGUCCCAGUGGAGAGCUGUGAGCAGUACAGCACUUGUGGAGAGUGUUUGGGUUCCAGAGACCCUCACUGUGGUUGGUGUGUUCUCCACAAUAUAUGUUCUCGUAAGGACCGCUGUGAACGAGCAGGAGAGCCUCAGAGGUUCGCCUCGGACCAGAGACAGUGUGUGGAGCUGACUGUUCAGCCAAGAAAUAUCUCUGUCACCAUGUCUGAAGUUCAGCUCGUCCUUCAGGCUCGUAAUGUGCCCAAUCUGUCAGCGGGGGUCAACUGCUCCUUCGAGGACUAUGUGGAGACAGAGGGACGGAUCCAGGGUGGACACAUCUAUUGCAUGUCUCCUUCUGCCAGGGACAUCGCCCCAAUCACCAGGAACAAAGGUGACAAGCGAGUGGUCAAGCUCUACCUCAAGUCCAAGGAGACAGGAAAGAAGUUUGCCAGUGUAGACUUCGUCUUCUACAACUGCAGUGUCCACCAGUCGUGCCUUUCCUGUGUAAAUGGCUCCUUUCCAUGCCACUGGUGCAAGUACCGCCACAUGUGCACGCAGAAUGCCAACGACUGCUCCUUCCAGGAGGGACGUGUCAACAAUUCAGAGGACUGUCCCCAGAUUCUACCUUCAACCCAGAUUUACAUCCCAGUCGGUGUGACCAAGCCGAUCACCUUGGCUGCCAAGAACCUGCCCCAGCCACAGUCUGGACAGAGGAACUAUGAAUGUGUCUUCCACAUUCAAGGAGAGACGCACAGUGUUCCUGCGCUGCGCUUCAACAGCAGCUCCAUCCAGUGCCAGAAAACAGCGUAUUCUUAUGAAGGUAAUGAUAUCAGCGACCUGCCAGUAGAUCUGUCUGUGGCGUGGAAUGGAAACUUUGUCAUCGACAAUCCUUACAACAUUCAAGCUCACCUGUAUAAGUGCUACGCCCUGAGAGACAGCUGUGGGAUGUGUUUGAAGGCCAACCCCAGGUUUGAGUGUGGUUGGUGUGUCCAAGAGAAGAAGUGCUCCCAGAGACAGGAGUGCACCCCCCCAGAGAGCAUUUGGAUGCAUGCCACAACUGGAAACAGCCGCUGUGCACACCCUAAGAUCACAAAGCUGUCUCCAGAGACGGGGCCCAGGCAGGGAGGCACAAUGCUGACCAUCACUGGUGAGAACCUGGGUCUGCAGUUCAAAGAUAUCCAGAACGGUGUCCGCAUCGGAAAGGUGACAUGCAACCCACAGGAGGACCAGUACAUCAGCGCUGAGCAGAUUGUAUGCAAAUUAAAUGAUGCAACAGGUUACAGAGUGCAGGAGGCUCAGGUGGAGGUGUGUGUGAGAGACUGCAGUCAUCCUGACUACAAAGCAGUCUCAACCAAGGCCUUCACAUUUGUGUCUCCAUACUUUAACCGUGUCAACCCUUCUGCUGGGCCUUUGUCUGGAGGAACAAGAAUAACCAUUGAAGGCAGUCAUCUCAACGCAGGCAGCGCUGUAUUUGUGAAAAUCGGACUUCACCCAUGCCGCUUUGAGAAGCGGAGCAGCAGGGAGAUUGUAUGCGUGACCCCAGCUGGUCUGGCCACGGGCCCCACGCCAGUCAUGGUGGACAUCAACUCUGCUGAGCUUAGGAAUCCAGAGGUCCGGUUCAACUACACAGAUGAUCCCACCAUCCUCAAAAUUGAACCUGACUGGAGUAUCGCCAGUGGAGGAACCAUGUUGACCAUUACUGGAACCAAUCUGGCUACCAUCAAAGAGCCCAAAAUGAGAGCCAAGUAUGGAGUUGCACAGUCUGAAAAUAACUGUACAGUUUUCAACAACACUGUCAUGAUGUGCCUGGCGCCCUCUGUGGCGAGAUCUGACAAAGGCUUCUUAGAUGCUGGCAUCAGUCCUGAUGAGAUUGGUUUUGUCAUGGAUGACGUGCGCUCUGUGUUGGUGGUAAACGAGACCUUCACCUACCACCCAGACCCUCUGUUUGAACCUUUGAGCCCCACAGGCUUGCUGGAACUCAAGCCCAGUUCACCCCUCAUACUCAAGGGCCGGAACCUAAUUCCUGCAGCUCCAGGGAACGCUAAGCUGAACUACACGGUGUUGAUAGGGGAGACGCCCUGCGUCCUCACCUUGUCUGAGAGCCAGCUGCUGUGUGAAUGGCCUAACUUGACUGGAGAACACAAAGUCACGGUGCGUGUUGGAGGCUUUGAAUACUCUCCCGGGACGCUGCAGAUCUACUCCGACAGCCUGCUUACUCUUCCUGCCAUCAUAGGCAUUGGAGGAGGCGGUGGUUUGCUCCUGCUGGUCAUCAUUGUGGUUCUGAUUGCUUAUAAGAGAAAGUCGAGGGAUGCAGACCGCACACUUAAACGACUGCAACUCCAGAUGGACAACCUGGAGUCCAGGGUAGCCCUCGAAUGCAAAGAAGCCUUUGCAGAAUUGCAAACAGACAUCCAUGAGCUCACGCAAGAUCUGGAUGGAGCAGGAAUCCCCUUCCUGGAUUACCGCACUUAUGCCAUGCGUGUGCUCUUUCCUGGGAUCGAGGACCAUCCUGUACUCAAGGAGAUGGAGGUACGGGUACCUGCUAACGUGGAAAAGGCCCUGACGUUGUUCGGCCAGCUACUCACCAAAAAGCACUUUCUGCUGACCUUCAUCCGUACACUGGAAGCUCAGCGGUCCUUCUCCAUGCGGGACCGUGGCAACGUUGCGUCUCUUAUUAUGACAGCACUGCAGGGGGAGAUGGAGUAUGCCACAGGUGUCCUCAAACAGCUCCUGUCUGACCUCAUUGACAAAAACCUGGAGAGCAAGAACCACCCAAAGCUCUUACUCAGAAGGACGGAGUCGGUUGCUGAGAAGAUGCUUACAAACUGGUUCACCUUCCUGCUUUACAAGUUCCUCAAGGAAUGUGCUGGUGAGCCUCUCUUCAUGCUGUACUGUGCUAUUAAGCAGCAAAUGGAAAAGGGGCCGAUAGAUGCAAUCACAGGAGAAGCCCGCUACUCCCUCAGUGAGGAUAAGCUCAUCAGACAACAAAUUGACUACAAGACCUUGACAUUGCAUUGUGUGAACCCAGAGAAUGAAAACGCUCCGGAGGUGACGGUGAAGAGCCUGAACUGCGACACGGUGACGCAAGUGAAAGAGAAGCUGCUGGACGCCGUGUACAAAGGCACGCCGUACUCCCAGAGACCAAAGGUUUCGGAUAUGGACCUGGAAUGGCGGCAGGGCAGGAUGGCUCGCAUUAUCCUUCAGGAUGAGGAUGUCACUACAAAGAUCGAUAAUGACUGGAAGAGGCUGAAUACCCUGGCUCACUACCAGCGAUACCUGAACUUGGAAAUCGUGUUGCAGGUGACAGAUGGCUCAGUGAUUGCCCUGGUGCCCAAGCAGAACUCUGCCUACAACAUCUCCAACUCCUCCACAUUCACAAAGUCCCUCAGCAGAUACGGUACGAAAGAAGAGAGCAUGCUGAGGACAGCCAGUAGUCCAGACAGCUUGCGUUCCCGAACGCCCAUGAUCACCCCUGACCUCGAAAGCGGCACCAAGCUGUGGCAUCUAGUGAAGAACCACGACCACUCGGACCAGCGGGAGGGGGAUCGAGGAAGCAAGAUGGUCUCCGAGAUCUAUCUGACCAGACUGCUAGCCACGAAGGGUACACUCCAGAAGUUUGUGGAUGAUUUGUUCGAGACCAUCUUCAGCACAGCACAUAGAGGUAGUGCGCUUCCUCUCGCCAUCAAGUACAUGUUUGACUUCUUGGAUGAGCAGGCAGACAAGCACUCCAUAUCGGACUCUGAUGUACGGCACACUUGGAAGAGCAACUGUCUUCCGCUGAGGUUCUGGGUGAAUGUGAUCAAGAACCCGCAGUUUGUCUUCGACAUCCACAAGAACAGCAUUACGGAUGCCUGCUUGUCCGUGGUGGCUCAGACCUUCAUGGACUCCUGUUCUACAUCAGAACAUAAGCUGGGGAAGGACUCGCCUUCCAAUAAGCUGUUGUAUGCUAAAGACAUCCCCAACUACAAGAACUGGGUAGAAAGGUACUACUCUGACAUCUCCAGGAUGCCGGCUAUCAGUGACCAGGACAUGAGUGCCUACCUUGCAGAGCAGUCACGUCUGCAUGUCAACCAGUUCAACAGCAUGUCGGCUCUACACGAGAUCUACUCUUACAUUGUCAAGUACAAGGAUGAGAUCUUGUCAGCUUUGGAGCGAGACGAGCAGGCACGGAGACAGAGACUGAGGAGCAAGCUGGAGCAGAUCAUUGACACAAUGGCCCUGAGCAGCUGAGGACCAUCCACAUCCUUCUCCUUGCUCCUCCUCUCCAUCUGUCUUUCUCUCUCCCUCGUUCUUCUCACUCAGACAAGAAACAAAACUCCAACCCCCAACAAUACGAACUGCAAAAGGAACUGAAGCAGUAUACUGCAAAAUGGGGGGGUGGUCGGCAGAGAUGGGCGGGCCUGUGUACGCUUACAUGUGUAUGUUUGUGUUUGUCUGCAGCCCCGUGCCGCGUGCGGGCAUGUGUCUGUGUGAGAGACUGAGACACCAGAUGUUUUCACACACUCAUACAUGAAGAACAAGUCAAGUGACAGCGUUUGAUUAUCGUGGAUGUUGGUGUUUGUGGUUUGCUUGGUUUGAUUUUAAGAGUUUUGUCCUGAUGACGCCGAUGAUGUUCAGGAAAACAAACCAUGGAAGCUCUGUAAGGAAUUCCACAUGACAUCUCGAGCAGAACGGACCAAUCUGUCUCAGCCUUUGGAGAGAGGCUCUGUAGGUCAUGUGACCCCAACAGUUGUCACAGUUUGAAAGAUGUUGAAUUUUUUUUUUUUUUUUUUUUGUAUAGAUGUAAUCAACUGCCCACUCUCAGAUCUCUCGCCACUUGUAUUACUGCUGAAUUUGCACAAUUUACAGAAACGUUACAAAGCAAGACUAUAUAGAUAUUAUAUAUAAAUACAGCUUUUUAAAGAAAACUUAAGGAGAAAACAUUUUUGUUGUUUUCUAUUUCAUUUGAGUCAAAUACAAUAAAAAUAAAACGAUGAAACAAGAUUUGAUAAUGACAACUACAAGUAACUCAACGUAGGAAGAAAAAUGAAUGAAAAAUAGACAAAAAAUUCGUACUGUGCCAUGUUUUCUUUGAAUGUUGUUUAGUGCAAAGACAUUUUGUUAGAUGGAAUGUGCUACAGUCUGGUUUUAAAUAUGAACAUGCCUAGUGACUGAAAUUGUUUGAAUAAUGACCCAUCAUGAGAUCCUUGAACGUAGCAGUAAACAAGACGAUGCACAAAGUUGUGCGUCAUUUCGUGUAAGAGAUGGUUCAUGGUGUCUCAGUGAUGACAGGAAAAAGCUGUUUUGUUUUUUGGGGGGUUUCUUUUAGUCAUUCAGUGCAAUCUAUUGGUUUCGUGAAGCCAAAUAUCACAGGAUUAUUGCUUUAUCAUUGCCACGUUCAUUUCUGGCUCCACGGCUGCUUUUCUUCAUGCCUCAAGAAGCAGCAGCUUACUGGAUCAUGGUUUAGUGACUCAACAAUGAAUUAGCUACAUUGCACUACCUGAAAUAUUCCCCCUUUUCCCUGGUGCCUCAUAUCCACCAUGAAUUCUGAGUGUCAUGCACUUGUGUUAGCUGUCCCUCAUUCAGUGAUUUUACAAAGCAGAGCUGCCGUUUGCAGACUGUUGUAGUGUUUUUCAGGAACGCCGGUGACGUCGGGUAGCGCUUAGCUGAGCCUCGUAGAAGUAAAAGCCGUUUCCAGCCUAAAGCCACAAUUCUUCAUCAUUUCUCAACGUUAAUACCCAAAUAAAGGGGCAGGAAAACAUAUAUACUAUACUUUUAGUUCCUCCUCAUCUCUAACCCCUAUAUUUGAGACAUGGGUUUGAGUUGUUCAUGCACAGAGGUUACAGAUAUCUAGAGAAGUGAGGCACCGUUCUCCAUUCAAUACACCGGGCUGAGUAAUCCUCCCCUUAGCCUGCAGCUCUUGUUGUAAAACUAGCCUAUUGCCAUGUGUGGCUUAAGCUUUUUAUAAUACUGCUCUCUUAGGAGGACUCUUUUUCUCUUUUUUUUUGAAGUCUUUGGUUUUUGACCUUGUGAGAAAUUAAGAUUUAUUUUUUCUUUUUGCUUGCAGAAAACCAAACUGUGGUCUGUAAAAUAUUUUUGUUGUUUCAUUUGUAAGUUGUGUACGUUUACAUGAUGAAAAGCUGUUUGCCCUUUUUUGUAAUCUGUUUUUUUCCCCUUUUUGCUUAUUUGUUUGUUGUUGUUUUUUUAAUUAUCAACAUGCAAAUUGUACAUUUUACGGUACACAGAAGAUGAAUUCAGCUUGACUGAAGUUGAAGUACUUGACCGAACUCAAGAUUUUUUUUAAUGUUUUGUUUUGUUUUCCUGAUCUCAACGAUCAGAAUGAAAAUGUUGAAUCCGAUAAGCAUCUGUGUCGUUGUGAUGGAAAUGUGACUUGCUGCUUUAACUCUUGUAUGUUGUUUUUCUAUCAAACAUUAGGGCUGUCACUCAGUGCUGAUCAUCAAUGCUGUCGUCGUCCAUCCCACCUCUUUGUUUACAGUAAACAUCUGAGAAUGAUAGGACUUUUAUGGACAUAAUAUGAAUUUAUAUCAACUGGAUAUUGAAUGGUUCACAAUCUAACUAAAAUCAAGCAGUCUUGCGGGACCAGUCUGCCCAUGCAAUAAUAGAAUGUUUUCCCUUUAGACUCACCCAUUAAAGAAUUUCUUUUGAAUCAAGUAACGAGCACUGGAAAACCCCCAAAAUAUCAUCUGUCCAAUUUACCUUUUUUUUUUUUUUGUCCCCUCUGACAUUUUGCUGCAUUCUUACAUUUUGGUGCUGUAACUGUGUUGACCAUACAGAGAGGAAGUGGAUGAUUGCUGAAGCUCAGAGGUGUGUGAACAGCAGUGUGUUGUGUGAUCUGUGUGAGUGCAGUGGGCAGAAGGGAACAAAGCCACUCGCUCACGGCUGAAGCACACAGCGUGCAGUGUCCAGCUGGUUAUCCGUCAAGCUUUUUAAUGACACUUCAAGAUUCUCAGUCCAUCCUCAGGAUCCAGCUCCAUUUGUGUCAUAUUGCGGUUGAUUAAAUGACUGCAGAGAUGGUCGGGCUUGUUUAUCAUUUGCCUUUUAGAUUGACCUGCCUUGCAAGUCCGAGGGAAUGUCCCAUCGUUCACUUUGCAUUGUUCAUUAUGACACACGACUUGUACUUAUUGUUACUGAGGUGGUAGAAUGUUGAUUGUCUAAAAGCAUUUAGUGUCGUCUAAAGUAGCCAGCAUCAGCUGCUGACUUCCAACUUGUCACAAGAACAACACGCCAAUGGCAGAGUGUCCGUUUUGCUGGGUUUUAUGCUGUUUUUUGAGUCACAUCAAAACAAAUUAACAACCGUCGUUGAAUCAAAAGAAGUCCAGACAUUGCACUCUUCCAGUUGAUUUUCCUUCUUUCUUCUCAGUCUGCAAAAUCAAUAUUUUCUUUUUCUUAUUAUUUCAUAAUGGAAGUUACAUAGGACCCAUGGAGACACAAAGCAAAUGAAUUUCAGAUUGUCAGCAGAAGAACUUUAAUAUUACAAUAACAGAUACAUUUUUAGAGUUUCAGACUUGAAACAACUGUCGCAAGUUUGCAGGUUAACAUUCAUUGUGUAAAUAUUCUGUUAUUUCCUAUUUUGCAUAUUUACUACUUGUAAAUAAACACAUCAAGG
This is a messenger RNA of Cololabis saira (Pacific saury), 9465 nucleotides long. RefSeq names its product plexin-A1-like. The coding region runs from base 366 to 6089 and encodes 1907 amino acids. The transcript is spliced from 32 exons. Gene Ontology annotation, molecular function: semaphorin receptor activity; protein binding. Gene Ontology annotation, cellular component: semaphorin receptor complex. The record is from RefSeq and is a predicted model, not a curated record. Lineage: Eukaryota; Metazoa; Chordata; Actinopteri; Beloniformes; Belonidae. Gene Ontology annotation, biological process: semaphorin-plexin signaling pathway involved in axon guidance; regulation of cell shape; positive regulation of axonogenesis.